Messenger RNA from Hyaloscypha bicolor E, 465 nucleotides. RefSeq lists its product as uncharacterized. Gene Ontology annotation, cellular component: mitochondrial large ribosomal subunit. The record is from RefSeq and is a predicted model, not a curated record. Gene Ontology annotation, molecular function: structural constituent of ribosome. Bases 1 to 465 code for a protein of 154 amino acids. NCBI's taxonomy places the organism in Eukaryota, Fungi, Ascomycota, Leotiomycetes, Helotiales, Hyaloscyphaceae. The transcript has 4 exons.
AUGAAUUCUCGGCAGUACAUUAAGCUCGCAGAGUCAUUGCCCCCGCGAUUGACCAAAUUCUUCGCCCGCUAUCCACCUCAAGCCCUCCUCUCCCAAUCCGCACUCCCGAGCUCCUCCACCCCAUCAACAAGCAGCACAAAGCACCCGGUGACGGGGAGGUGGCAUGAUCCGGUAUUUUCGUUACGGAGGCAGGCGGAGCUGGUGAAGCUUGCGAGGCAACAUGGUGUCGAGGAAUUAUUACCAUAUACUGUGAAGGGGACGGAAGAGAGGUUACGGAGGAGAGCAGAGAAUGGGCUGAGGGUGAAGGGUACGGGCGUUGGGCAGAGAGUGAAAGGAAAGGAAUCGGAACGGACACUGAAGGGACGAUUGGAGAAGCGCAGACAAGCCAUGUUGGAGAUGCCGCAGAUGAUACAGACGUGGAAGGAGCGAGGACAUGGCCGUGGAUGGAAGAAAUGGCCAAAAUAA